AGUAGUGCUGAGUUAAGCGAAAUUUAAUAAUUUUUCAGGUCACCGAUGGAAAAGUGAAGUGACAACGUUUAUAAAGUGGGUAAUUAAUGUUGCGGCUGGAUUUUUCUUUUUUAAAAAAAAAUGGUCUGGUUUUUCUUUUAUAAGAUUCGCGGAUUUACUAUGGGUGUAGACGUUUAAAAGUAAAGUAUAUAUAAUAUAAUUUGGAGCGAGUGCGUCAGUGGGGGAAGAUGUUUCGUAUGGACAGGGACAGAUUAAUGAAAAGCACCAGCUGAAAACGAGGCUGUGGUGAGGCGGAGGAAUAUUGAAUAACAUCAAAAUAGUCAAGAUGGCGUCACCAUCCAUCUCCGUUGUCAUUACAAAGCUCUACUGCUCUCCCUACUCGGCAAAUUGUCGCCACACUGUAGCGAUCGAGCAUUUACUGCAGUGCUAAGCACCAUCUCGCCCCUUUUAACUAAACCGUGAUGUCUGUGUAUACGCAGUCCAAUGAGAAAUACCAACACCUGCGACAUCAACAAAAUCAGGAGGCGGGAGAAGCUGUUAUUGGUUUUACAAGCGCUGACCGUUUCUGUUAUUUCCUUCUUUAUCAGCCCGUCACAUGUAUAAUCUUUGCUAUGAGUGUUUCUUACCAAAUUCUUAAUAUCGAUUCGGACAUCUGUACUGAAGAUCUGAGUGUCACAUCUGAUAGGAGUGCUAAUGCUUCCAGCCUGGAGAAUCGUCUUUUAGCCCUGGGACAAGAUGACAACAGCGUCAGCGAAUAUUUCAACUGUAUCGUUUACCUUCUUUUUAAAAUUAACACUGUUAUCAAGUAUAAUAAUCUCAAAGACAAAAUAACCUUUCUCACUGGAACUUUGUUGAGGAUAAGUUUAUUAUAGCAUCUUUUCGGACUAUUGAUGUAUGCAGCAGGCGAAAGUACAUUGCUAAUAUGUAGAUGUGACAUGGCUUUUUAGAACAAAGAUGGAAAAUAGGUUCAAAAUUACUCAAUCAACAAUAGAAAGUACCACUGAGCAAGAUCAGAAACGCAUUACUCACAACAAUUCCGAAAAGCAGCGAAAAGAGAAAAUCAAGACUAAAAUUGAAAACAUUGGUCACCUUUUGCCCCGAAUAAGAAAUAAUGAAAAGCAGAGUACACUGGCAAUAUUGGAACGAGCUGCUGAUUAUAUUACAGAAAUACAGGAUAAAAAUGACCAAUUGAUGUGUGAUAAUGGAGUGGAAGUUCAAACUGAAGAAAUUCAUUCUUUAAGGCAAGAAUUGGAUAAUAUUAAAUCUCAGCGGGAUCGUUUGACAGAUUUAAUAAAAACUGCUGGUAUCUCAUCUCUACUGAACUCCUCGUGGAAAGGUAGAAAGGUGGACAGCACUUCUAAUUCUUCAGACAGCAGACCUGAAUCAGCAGAUACAACCUCAAAUGUCCUGCAGGCAUCGUCGAAAAAAGAUAAAGACACAGAGGGCGCUACUAAAAGCUCAAAAUCCAAAAGACCUAACACAAUACAUUCUCAACUCGAAAGUAUAGCUAACAAAAAGCAGAUAGCCAAGUUGGCACAAGAAACCAUUACAAAAAUGAAUUCUGGAAGUAUUCUUAUGCCUAGCCUUAAUAAUUUUAAUGGCAUGCAAGCCACUAAUAUCUUACCUGCUGGAAUUAAUCAGCAGCAGAUAUUUGCAGCUGCUCCUAAUUUGUUAAAUACUUCUCUUUCAAAUGCCAUUCUUGCCUCGAAUGCACAAGGGCAAGUUAUUUUCAGCAAUGCAAAUUCUGCUGGUAGUUUUGUCAAUUUACAAGGAUCUUCUACACAGCCAAGUGUUGCCUUUGUUUCACCAUCUUCUAAUCUUCUUGCAAAUAAUUCCGAGAAAGGAAACAGUGAUGGCUCUGGACUGUUACAGAUUGCAAUGAGAGAUGCGGGUAUUACUUCAGUCACUCAGUCAUUUAUAACACCUCCCCAAUUGCCCCAGAUUACAUCUCAGGCACAACAAGCUAUGAUUAGCUCCAUAGCGAGUACAAAUGCUGAAACUAUGAUUUCUGCCGAUUCUUCGCAAGGACAGCAACCAACACCCCAGCAGACUCUAGCUUCAGUAGUUUCAAAUAACCAGUGUAUAAACACUGGUUUUAUGAACUCUUCGUUUUUCAGUGGAAAUAAUUGUUUCCAGCAGGGUUCGAACACAAUUACCAACACAACCCAAGCUAUAAAUACACAGGUACCAAUCAUGUCGAUUGGACAGUCAAAUUAUAACCAAAUUCUACAAAAUGGUAAUGCACUAAUUAACGUGCCAAUUAUGAAUGCUGCCAACCAGUCGUUACCUGUUGGUGGUGCUCUGCCAGGGAUUGGAGGGAUACAAGGUCUUCAAACAGGUCAAGGACAGAUCGUUUUGGUUAAUGACCAUAGUGGACUUUCUUUGAUGCCCAACUAUCAAAUGGUCGUUGACCCAACAACUUUAGCGCUAACAAACAACUCACGGCAGUUUUCUAAUGAUAAAGUUGCUACCCAGAAGCUGGGCCAUGCAGUGGACCAAACAAAGAUGGCACUGACUAAUGUGAUAAACAACACAGAGGUACUAAAUCAUGCAGCUACCCUCCCUGUUCAGAAUCAACAACAGGCAACACAGCAAGGCAUUACUCUUCAAAACACCAUCAAUGCUCAGGCAUUGGCUUCCAAUCAAGCUCCGGCAAUGCAGCAGCUAGCAUUUCAGCCUGCUCAGCAGACAAUAUCGCUAGGUGCCACAAAUUCUGUGAUUCAACAGGCACAAAUGAACAAUCAGUUGAGUGCUCAGCAGCAGCAAAUGCUGUCGGCUCCUUAUGCAAGUGCAAAUACUAACUUUUUAAAUCCCAAUCCAGGUCUUGUCUUGCCUGUUAGUCAAAAUGGAAACUUACUUACUCUGAAUACAGUUCCCAGUCAACCAAAUCAGUUACCAACAGCACUUAUUUUACCCAAUGGACACAUCAUUCCUGUGGUUACACAACCACAGGUCUUAUUACAGCAGCAACUACAACAACAACAAAUCCAGCAGCAAUUGUUAAAUGCUAAUUGUCAGCUCCAAGCCGCUGUCGCUGCUCAAACCCAAGCUAUACAUCCAUCACAAAUUCCUGCUAAACUAGCAGUUGUUGGAAAUUUGGGUAACAAUAACAUACCGAUUAUUGACUCUAAUUUGACUACUAUACUAAACCCUCCGAAUGUGCAGUGUCAGAAUCAGUCUGCCCUUGUUCAGAGUCAACAAAAGCCUCCAAUGGGUCUCCUCAUGACAACAACCAUAUCGAAUUUCCCAGUGUCUAAUGCUGCUACCACUGUGGCUUCCAUCAACAAUAAUAUGGUUACAACGUCGGCGACACAGAGUGUCAUGACAACUCAAGUGCAAGCUUCUCAAAUGCAUCGGCCAACAAGUGCUCCUGCAUUUGUGAAAAGGUCCGAAACGCAAACAUCUGAUUCAAAAGGUGUGGUGAUGUCCACCACAACAGGUUCGUUAAUGCAGUUUAGAACAUCGAAUACAUCCACACCUGACAACAGCAUACUUCUUGGGAACGUGUCUCAGACUAAUUUGCAGACAGCCGUGGGAACAGUGCCUUCGCAGACUGACUCUUCUGUAACUUCAUCUUUGCCAACAAAUCUUCAAAGUUCUUUACCUGUGAAUCAGUCAGGACAAACUAACGGACCAAACGGGACUAUUCUAAUUACAUUUGGUCCACCUGGUGGACAGCAGACGUGUUGUAUUUUAAACCCUAAUUCUAUGCAAGGACUUGGAAAUAUCUCAAAUCAGCAACCUUCUCUGCCAGCAAUUUCCACCAUUCCAACUACGAUAUCUUCAACUAAUCCUACAGUUUCAAGUAAGAAAAAUAACAAAAAAAAUUCUCAGAGAACAAUUGUACCCAAACCCCCUAAAGCCAAUCAAACAAAUCCAUUACCUUCCGUGUGUUCCAUGAAUAGUUCCAACUCAGUAAGUUCUACACAGGUUUCUGUGUCUUCAACUCUCUGGAACACCACUCCACUGAGCUCCGAUCAAGAGGCUUCUAGUACAACUAUGCAAAACGUAGUCAGCACAAACGAUAUUUGUGUGUCUACUACUGCUGAAUCAACAAUUAUACAAUCACCUUCAACUUCUAAUACUUCAGAAAAUACUGGUACCACAGAUAUUCUGGCAAAAGCUGCAGAGUCCAUAUUUUCUUCUUCUUUACAAGACAUAUCUCCUCCGAUAAGUAGUUUUUAUAAUCCGGCUAAUGAAGAUAAUCCUCUGCAUAUAGACACGAGUGCUGGAGAGACUGAAGAUGAUUGUAGUGCACAAUCGCCUUCGAAAGAAAGUUGUGAUAGCGAUCAUAUUCCAACAUCAAGCCGAAUAGAGAUGGAGGUUGAAACUCAGAGUACACAUUCUUUGGAUAAUGCAUGUAGUAACUUGACUGUGUCGUCUCCAUCUACAUCAACAUUUUUCAAAGAAUCAGAUAUAUGUGAGUCUAUUGGGGCAGUAAGCAAGCGCGGUAAUUUAAAAUCUAAGAUUAUUGAACCAGAAAAAGAGAAAAUGAAAAAAGAUUUCAAAAAAUUACCUGAUAGCAAAAAGCUAACAAAAAGCCAGUUUCCAUAGCUAUAUCUGAAGCUAUUAAUUUCGCUUCAAACCAGUUUCCUGGUGUCCUCGAACAAGUUGAAUCAGUAAGUAUGGAGAAGAAAAAGCAAAAAGCUCUUAACAAAGAACUUGUCAAAAAAACUUUAAAAGUGCCUGUUAAAAAGCAAACUCCAUCAGUUGACAUUCCUGAUGAGAUUGUUUUUUACGGAAAGUGAGAUAAGUGAUGUAUUAGACCAGGUGGAAAACUUAAGGAAUACCUGGGCCAAUGAAAACGAUCAAAAAAGAACAAGAAGCGCAAAGGUAAAUCAAACUGCACUGACUUGGAUUCUGAUCAUUUGGUUAUGAACAAAAAGAAAAAGCCUCAGAUUAAAGAAUCCUUAAUUGAAGUUGAAGAAAUUAAAAUAAAUUCUUCCGUCUGUGAAAGUUCAAUGAAUGCAGAAGAGAAUCCUUCUGAAUUGCUCUCCCCAGAUUCUACUACAGUUACUAAAACAGUGUCAAAUUACACACCUUCUAGUACUGAUGAAUCUCCUUCUGGCUCUAAUGGAGAAAAUACAUGUGAAAAGAGUGUCAAUUAUGACCCCUAUGACAUAACUCUGGCUUUAGAGGAAUCAGAACCAAUCAAAUCAUUUAGAGCUAUUGAUUCUUCUAAAACUUUUUGCCAACCAAAUAGCUCUCAGGUUGUUGCAUCUUAUCCUGGAAAGAUGAUUGAAAAGACACAGUCGUCUCCAACAGAAAUGGCCUGUUCGACAUCUAUUCACUCACACAACCAGAGCAAUAGGCUUAGUAGCCGACUAUCUCCUACGAGUACUGGUGCUACCAGCAGUAACUGUAUAAGCAGUAAUAAUGGCAACAGCAAGAACAACCGCUCACGAUCAAAUUCUAUUAUUGAUCAGCAGAAGUCACUUCAGCUCGCCUGUAAUUCUCAACCUACGUCAAAUGAAGACAAUA
Molecule: messenger RNA, 5481 nt
Organism: Octopus sinensis (East Asian common octopus)
Lineage: Eukaryota; Metazoa; Mollusca; Cephalopoda; Octopoda; Octopodidae
Product: flocculation protein FLO11-like
Exons: 6
Coding region: 955-4554 (1199 amino acids)
Molecular function (GO): protein dimerization activity
Source: RefSeq, a predicted model, not a curated record